CUAAGCUCCGCACAGGCAGAGCGCUUUACCUCCCCAAACUCUUGCAGGAGCCAGACGCAUCAGAGGAGCGCGGCGGAGCUGCAGCCAGAGGAGACUGCUCGUGGACUUUACCCAAACCAGAAACUCAACACGUUUUACGCACGUCGAUCAGCAGAGCCGCAGCCUAUUGCACAUUUGUUUCUUGUUAUUACUCUGCAUUUUUUUUCAUGAAGUGAACCUUUAGUCGCUUGUCAGAACCGUACCGAAUUGCAUUCACUUGUUGCAAAAAGAAAACAUGAGGUCUGCUUCGGAAUCGCUCUGGGGAGGGAUCCGGCUGGCUGUGACAGUGGCGCUCAUGUUAGCAUGCAGAGCGUCAGAAUAUGAGGAUGUCGGCUGGAACCCACCCUACGGCAAGCCUCCCCAGUGUGUGGACAUCCCGGAAGACCUGCGGCUCUGUCACACUGUGGGUUACACCCGGAUGCUACUUCCCAACCUGUUGGAACACGAGACCAUGGCCGAGGUGAAGCAGCAGGCCAGCAGCUGGGUGCCCCUGUUGCACAAGAACUGCCACCCGGGCACGCAGGUCUUCCUCUGCUCGCUCUUUGCGCCCGUGUGCCUGGACAGACACAUCUUCCCCUGCCGCUGGCUGUGCGAGGCCGUGCGGGACGGCUGCUCCCCCAUCAUGGGGGCGUUUGGCUUCCCCUGGCCGGACAUGCUCACCUGUGACAAGUUUCCCGAAGAGGAUGUGUGCAUCGCCAUGUCGCAGCCCAAUACGACCGAGGCUACCCGGACGACAGGUCACUCCCUCAUCUGCCCUCCAUGUGACAAUGAAAUGAAAACAGACGCCAUACUGGAGCACAUGUGUGCCAGCGAGUUCGCUUUCAAGACCAAGAUCAAGGAGGUGAAGCGAGAAAACAUGGACCGCAAAGUUAUCCUGCAGAAGAGGAAGAAGAUGUUGAAAGAAGGGAACCUGAAGAAGAAAGACUUGAAGACGCUGGUGUUGUACUUGAAGAACGGCGCGGACUGCCCCUGCCAGCAGCUCGACAACCUGGGAAACCACUAUCUAAUCAUGGGCCGCAAGGUGGAUAAGCAGUACCUCCUCACUGGCAUCCACAAGUGGGACAAGUCCAGCAAAGAGUUCAAAAAGGCCAUCAAGAAGCUCAAGACCUACAAAUGUCCUGCUUUCGAGAACGUCUUCAAAUAAUAUGAGCCCCCCACCCCCAACCUCCUUUGGUCACAUCUCAUACAUAUGAACUUGCACAAGCAUUAAAAACCCAAACUUUGCUUUCUGUUUAUAUAUCUAUAUAUCUUUGUAUAUUUACAGAUAUACUUUGAAAUGUCCAUUAAGUUUUAGUUGAAUGUGGUGAGUGAUGACACCACAAAAAAGUGUUGACGUCCUUCUUUCCCUCGGCUUAAGAAAAGGACAUUGUAGUAAAAGCCCUUUCUCACUGAAAUCAUUUCCAUUAUAUGUAUGUAGAUACUUUCUUUCACUCUUUCACUCAACAGGUCAGUGGAUUUUGAUUAAAGGAUUAGUUAGACAUUUUGGGAAAUACAUCUUUCCUUUAUUCCUGAGAUGAGAAGACUGAGACACUCUCAUGUCUGUACAGUUAAUAAGAAGCUUGACCUAGCAUAAGGUUAGCUUAGCCUAGCAUGAAGAUUAGAAGUAGGAGAACAAGCUAACCAUAAAUUGUUGUUUUUACAUUUUGUUUUUGUACAGAUUAAACAAAUUAAAUAUAAUGUGUAAUUAGUGAACUUUAGUGGUGCUGGGUGGUGGAAUUAUUUUGGACAGAGCAAGGCUAGCUGAUUCUGCUUCCAGUUUUUAUGCUCACGUAGGCUACCAAUCUGCUCCAGCUUAAUCAUAUUUAGCAUAGGGACAUGAGGGUGGUGUUAGUCUUCUCAUCUAAUGCUCAGCUAGAAAAAAAAUCUAUUCUUUUAAAUCUCUCUAAUUCUGAUCAUAUAAUAAUAAAUCAUAUAAUCAAUGAUUAGACUAGGUAAUUGGCAGUUGCAGGUAUUUCCAGCUUUAAAAGCUACCCUGUAGCUUCAGAACAGCUCUGUAGGGUUCCUGUUGAAUAAGUUAUUGACAGAAGUAUGAGAGAGUGCUGCCGUUAGCUGAUUGUUCUGUCAAACUGACCUACCAAUAAUUUGUAUUUUCUUCACUUCAUUGUUACGUUUCUUUUUGUGACUUGAAAUCUCUUAAAAGAUUCAUAACCACCAAUCUGCAUCAUGAGAUAGCAUGUAGGCCUAUGUAGAUUUCUUGUGUGUUGUCACCUGACAUUUGUCUAAAUAUUUUUAUAACUUUUCUGUCUCUCUACAUCCAGUCUAACUGCAGUAAUCAGUAUUCAUCGGUAAUGGAAAAAGUCUAUACAUGUUUAAAAGUGCAAAAGUUAUCAAAGUGCAAAUAUUGCCAACCCUGUGUUCUGGCUUGUUUUGUGUCGCUGGUCCGUUUUAGCACUGUUUUGUUUCAAAUUUGAUUGACAGCGGUGCAUUGCUGCCUAAAACAUGUACAUACAAAUUUUACAUAAAUAUGGAAAACUGUAUGAUGUCUCUUAUAUUAUUUAGUUUUCUUUCAUGGAUUUAGAUAUGGCAAUGUUGGUUGGUUGGUCGGUCCACCACUUUGGUCCAGUGAAACUGAUCAAAAUGUGUUUAACUUUUUGACAAAAUACCAGAAAAACUAGUGACAUUCCCGUCAGCAGCAGCUGUACUUUAUCUUUCAGGAGUUAACAAAGAUUAUGAACAUGGUUGUAUGACUUCAUAGACAGUAACAUGCAAAUCUACACAUCCAAAAGUUUCAGAGUGGAAAGGCCAUGUAAUACCUGCCAACAUCAGCAUGUUAACUUUGUCACUGGGAACAUGUUAGCAAACUGACAUUAGCAUUUAGCUCAAAGCAAUGCUGUCCAUAAGUACAGCUUCCCAAAGCUGUUAGGCUAUAUUACCAAACAAACUACAACUACCCCAAUCCCCCAGAACAUUGGGGUUCAAAACGGUUAAGGCUGUGGAACAGCACUUUGCAGUGAUUUGAUUUAUUACUAAUUUGAUAGCUAAAUUGUGCCCUUAAAGUAUAUUAAAGCCCAGUCAAGAUUUACUUUUAAAACAUUUAAUAUUUCAGUUGAUUUUAGGCUUACAUAGCACAUGACAUGUCCUGAAACAAAUGUAUAUUUAAUCAAAUAAUCACAAACUAACAUAUGACAUAUAGUAGAGCUAGUGUGGGAUCAUUUAUUGGUCAACCCACUACAGCUACUUCAGUUAUCUUGACACCUUUCUGCAUUGCAGAAUACUUGUAUAUCACAUCUAAUUAUCAAAUUAUUUUAUGUGUACAUGACACAAGAGUGAAGAGCCAGAUCUAUUCAUGUUAGUUACUUGUAAACAUUUAGCAACUUAAAGAUGUAUUGCUGAGACUGUGGGACCUCUUAUCUUUCUUGUAAACCAUAAUUUUGGUCUUUGCACGUAAUGUGUGAUGCUGUUAAAACAAAAUAUUAUAUGAACUGCCAAAACAACCAAUCAUGUCAAACAGAAAGCACUUUCUGUUAGCUGUGCCAAACUAACGAUAUCAUGCUUUUUGGAAAGAUAAAACAUCACAUUGCCAGAUCUCCACACAGAAGGAUCUCUCAUGCACGCAUGUUUUUCUUGCCCCCCACAUCUCUGAUGAUGCUAAAUUCUUGUCUGGGUGUCUUCUGAUUCAGGGUUAUUGUGGCUUCACAGGCUGUUGGUGCUUCGGUAUGUGGUGUGUAAAUGCUAAUCCUGAGAUAUUAACAGCUCAUGUUGAUAGUGAACUCUAAUUCUUUCAUAACGGAAAGUCAGCACUGUGUAAUGAACUGUAAAACUAAAAAGAUUUGUUUCAAUAAAGUCUGUGCUGAUGGA
This is a messenger RNA of Micropterus salmoides (largemouth bass), 3837 nucleotides long. It is a transcript of the gene sfrp1a, whose product is annotated as secreted frizzled-related protein 1a. The transcript is spliced from 3 exons. NCBI's taxonomy places the organism in Eukaryota, Metazoa, Chordata, Actinopteri, Centrarchiformes, Centrarchidae. The coding region runs from base 275 to 1183 and encodes 302 amino acids. Gene Ontology annotation, biological process: negative regulation of canonical Wnt signaling pathway; non-canonical Wnt signaling pathway; canonical Wnt signaling pathway. The record is from RefSeq and is a predicted model, not a curated record. Gene Ontology annotation, molecular function: Wnt-protein binding.